GUUAAUUAUAUAUAUACAUUGUCUCACCUAAUCAAAUCUUUUUUUUUCUCUCUCUCUCUCUAUUAUUCAUACAAUAUGGAGAAAAAUUCUUGGGCCGAUCAAUGGGACAACAGCAAUCAAUCGUCGGGAAAAACAACGGACGGCGGAGGCGCGUCGGGGAAAUACAAAGAGAAAGUGGGGGCUGGAUUAGAGAAGACUAAAGCGGUUGCGAGUUCGGGGUUGAAGAAGGUGAAGAUAGGAACGUCUUUGGGUUUUAAUUGGGUUAAAGACAAGUAUACCAAAACCACCACUAAGAAUUGAUUCCGUAUCUUUUUCUUUUUUGGAAUUUACAUAUUUGUCUUCUUCUUUAUUUUUUGUAACAAUAAAAUAAUAUGUCUUGAUUCUUAUUUUCUUCUUAAUGAUCGGAGAUAUUUAAAGACUUAUGAAAAAUUGAUUCGGAUUGGUGUGUUAUAUAUUUUAUGGUUCCGUGGAAAUGAGGUGAUCAAUUGUUUGAUUUGUGAA
Camelina sativa (false flax) is the source of this 501-nucleotide messenger RNA. RefSeq lists its product as uncharacterized. NCBI's taxonomy places the organism in Eukaryota, Viridiplantae, Streptophyta, Magnoliopsida, Brassicales, Brassicaceae. The record is from RefSeq and is a predicted model, not a curated record.